This is a messenger RNA of Capra hircus (goat), 340 nucleotides long. It is a transcript of the gene HRK, whose product is annotated as harakiri, BCL2 interacting protein. Lineage: Eukaryota; Metazoa; Chordata; Mammalia; Artiodactyla; Bovidae. Gene Ontology annotation, cellular component: mitochondrion. The record is from RefSeq and is a predicted model, not a curated record. The transcript has a single exon. The coding region runs from base 1 to 276 and encodes 91 amino acids. Gene Ontology annotation, biological process: positive regulation of apoptotic process.
AUGUGCCCGUGCCCCCUGCACCGCGGCCGUGGCCCCCCGGCCGUGUGCGCCUGCAGCGCCGGCCGUCUGGGUCUGCGCUCGUCCGCCGCGCAGCUCACGGCCGCCCGGCUCAAGGCGCUCGGCGACGAGCUGCACCAGCGCACCAUGUGGCGGCGCCGCGCGCGGAGCCGGAGGGCGCCGGCGCCCGGCGCGCUCCCUACCUACUGGCCCUGGCUGUGCGCGGCCGCGCAGGUGGCGGCGCUGGCGGCCUGGCUGCUCGGCAGGCGGAACUUGUAGGAACGCGGGGCUUCUUGGUGGGGCCGGAGCCGAGACCCAGCCGGAGCGAGCAACAGGUACGCGA